Aegilops tauschii subsp. strangulata is the source of this 2988-nucleotide messenger RNA. RefSeq names its product WPP domain-associated protein. Lineage: Eukaryota; Viridiplantae; Streptophyta; Magnoliopsida; Poales; Poaceae. The record is from RefSeq and is a predicted model, not a curated record.
GCGGAGGCGGGCCCCGCCGGCGUCCGCUGCCACCAUCCCAUCCCGCUCGAGUCCCCGGCCGUCGUCACCACCUACCUGGCGACGCGCCGGCGAUCCGUUCGCCCCCCGGGGCUACCCACCCUCCCGGUAUUAUCCUCAUACACUUUCUCCCCGGCCGCGGCGGUCGCUGUCUCCCGCAUUAACCCGGCUUCACCCCCUUCCUUCUCCGUCGCCAUCGCCUCCCGUCUUCCGCCUAUCCCCUCUAUCCUCUUCCUCCCCAAGUCUCCAGUCCAAUAAUGGCGGCCCCUGUCUCCUGUACGACCGGGUAGUUCGUUAGUACUGUACCGGUUAGUGACUACCUGGACGCCGGAGCAGCCGCGUAUCAGCGCUAGGCUGCGGUGCUCCCGCGCAGGAAGUCAGCCGAUUAAACCGCCAUCGGCGACACAGGCGCGGCGGCCAUGGAGGCGAUCCAGCCAGCGAGCCAUCCGAUCACCAAGGUGUUUAGUGAAAGAAUGACCUCUCUGCCCAACAGACCAACCGUUCCAGACGGCUGGUCUGUAACAUCCGAAGAUUCACUGACGCCGAGGUUGUCCUUCAAGUCCAACUCCAGCACUGAGAGCUACUUUGAAGGGUCUGGAAGAUCGCUGUCGCGAUCAAACCGACACAUUUGCGCCCCAAAUGCGGAGACCAACUACUUGGAGUACUUAGAUAUGAUGAAACUGGAAGUAGAUACACAUCUGGAUAAGCUCAAGGGGGAUGUAACAGGUCUGGAGAACUACACUUUACCGGAUAAUGGCUACAUAGUCGGCACGCACCUGGGCAUGUCCCUUGAUGUGAUGCUGAUCGAGAUAGAUGAAAGGUUCAACGCACUGAAGCUGCUGCUGGCCGUCGUGUUCCGGCAAGCUAGGGACAUGCCUGGCCUGUCCAACCCUUCGGUUACUGAUCUUCAGUGGGAACAUGAGUUGCAACUGGAAAUCAUCGGCAUUACAGUCGCAGAAUGCAUUGCUGGAUUGCAGGAGGAGCUGGAGAGGGAGUUGUAUGAGCAAAUUUCUGUCACAAACAUUAUGAGCAAGAAUUGGCAGGAAGCAGUAUCUCAGUUUGCCGCGAUGCGUGAGGACCUGGGUGCUCUUUCUAAGCUGUUGUUGCCUUCAGUACCAGAAUCACACAUUUCUCACACUAAGCAAGAAAGUUCAGGUAGCAAGAGCAAUAAGUGGAAGUAUUUAUUUGGAAAGAAAACAAAGGAGGAUCAUGCCUCACCCCGCACCGAGGAAAGCAAGAGUUUCAGGAAACAGAAAUCCAUGGUUAUCUCGGAAAAAUCUGACUUCCGCCAUUUGAAUGCUAUGACCAGGGAAGAAACGAUAAGCUACUUUAAGUCUGAAAUAAGCAAAUUGAAGAGGGCUCAUGAACUGGCCCUGCAAGAAAAGACAGAGGAGCUCUUCAAAUUGAAACGAGAGAAGGGGUCUCUUGCUCUUCAGAAUGAUGUGGAGUUUGAACCUUUAAGAAAGAAAAUUCCACAGAUCAUUGCUAGAAUGGACCAAAUCAUGUCCAAGAAUAUAAAGGCACCCACACUUCACACGACUCACGAUGAACUCGAUGAGAGGUGCAGACUGGCAAGCAAAAUUGAUUCCUUAUACUAUGAUAAUCAGCAUCUUAGAGGUUUGCUUGCAGAUAAUAUGAAGGAUGUUAAGGAGUUAUCAUCUCAGCUCUCUGAAGCCAGCAAAGACAUAUCUCUUCAGUUAUCUUCAGAACAAGAGCUCUUGAGGCAAAUUGAGAAAAGCAGAGAAGAGCAGGAGGACCUCCGAAUCGAAGGUGAUGUGAGGGAUGGGCUAUACCGUACUGUUACAAGAAGUUUACUUGAUGAUUCUAUGGAUGACAUGCAUGAAGCUGCACUGAGCUUUGAUGCAAAACUGUCUUCACUUGAAGCUGUGAUCUCUGAGAAGGAGAAGGCCCUGUGUCUGUCGAAUGAAGAAAAGCGGAAGUUGAAGGAGAAGCUAGCAGCGCUACAGAAAGAGCGUUUCUUCCGAGAGCACCAGGAAGAUCCUGAAGUCAUCAAGCAAGCGAGUGCUGAAAUGAUUCUGCGUGACAUCGAGGUGGAGCCUAACAACACAUCACCAGGAAGAUCACAUGAGGCUCCCAAGCAAGAUGUGCAGUAUGAUGAACUUCUCAAACUGAACGGUUCAGUUAUGGAUUACGAUGGUGCUCUCAUUAAGAAUGGGCAAGAAAAGCAAUUGGAGUGCAUUUUGGUAUCUAUCAUGAAGUUGUCAAAGGAGUUUGUGGAGAUUGAGCAAAAAUUGUCAACGGAAAAAACUGAAAACAGAUCAGAGGAUUUGACUGAUCAUUGCAGUCACAUGGUCAAACAAGCCGUAGUUCUAACAAAAGUAGGCCUCUGGUACAAACAAAUGCUUGAAACAAGGCGCUCUGAGCUCCAAAAGGCUGAAGCCAAGGUUGUCAUUUUGGGCGACAAAGUUAAUACGCAUUUGAGCCUUCUCGAAAAGAUAUAUGUAACUCUUGAUCACUACUCUCCUACAUUGCAAAAAUACCCAGGGUUGCUGGAUGCUUUCUUGAAGACAUGCAAGCUUGUCGCAGGUUUGAGAAGUCGACAUGAUGAAGACGAAACAACAUAGAUGAGUGCAACUAGGAAUUUGGACUUGCUUGAGCCUGGCUUAGGACCCCGAAGAAGAUAAGAUGCUAGGUAGAUGCAGCUGAUGCAUGGGCUCAUGUUCUUAAUCAUGUGACUCUCCAGAUGUAGAUGAGAUGUACUAGUAUAUCAGCAGCACUGCCUGAGACUUGAUUUUCCAUAUGCCUGUAUAUUAUUCUGAGCGAUUGAACCGGCGAUUGACUUCUGAUCUGCAGUUGUAUAUAGUAUAUAUAGGUCCAGAUAAGCACCUUGAUGUGGAUCAUGGGUGGUUACAGGUUGGGAAUGUAGUGCUGUUUAUUGUGCACAUGGUGCUCAUAAUCAUUUAGAAUUAUUGGCCCCGUUGGGUAAUGGUUAGGUCGGAUUAUGUGAAA